CCAGCCCCCAUCUGUUUCCUGGGCCUGCUGUUGCCACCACUCAAUCCAGCAGCCCCCAUCUCCCCAGCGGAGCCCAUCAGUCAAGCCUAUAGCCUGGCCCUCUACAUGCAGAAGAACACAUCAACACUGCUUCAGACCUAUCUGCAGUACCAGGGAAGCCCCUUCAGUGACCCUGGUUUCUCGGCCCCUGAGCUCCAGCUGAGCAGCCUACCACCUGCUGCAGUCUCCUUCAAGACUUGGCAUGCUCUGGAGGAUGGGGAGCGCCUGAACCGAGCCCAGGGAGCCUUCCUGGCCUUGACUCAGCACCUCCAGCUUGUGGGAGAUGACCAGAAUGACCUGAAUCCUGGCAGCCCUAUCCUGUUGGCCCAGCUUGGAGCUGCAAGACUCAGGGCUCAAGGCCUGUUGGGUAAUAUGGCUGCCAUCAUGGCUGCCCUGGGACUGCCUGUCCCCCCUGAAGAAGACACUCUGGGGGUUGUUCCCUUUGGGGCCUCUGCGUUUGAGAGGAAAUGUCGAGGCUAUGUAGUGACUCGGGAAUAUGGCCACUGGACAGACAGAGCUGUGAGAGACUUGGCUCUGCUCAAAGCCAAAUACCCAGCAUAA
Dipodomys ordii (Ord's kangaroo rat) is the source of this 600-nucleotide messenger RNA. Its product is annotated as cardiotrophin-2. NCBI's taxonomy places the organism in Eukaryota, Metazoa, Chordata, Mammalia, Rodentia, Heteromyidae. The annotation marks the transcript as partial. The transcript has 2 exons. The record is from RefSeq and is a predicted model, not a curated record.